GUCCGCACUUGUUAGUAGCCCGCCAUGCUACCUCGGAAAAAUGAAGCUCUCUGAUCGUACAGUCAUUGAUUUCAAAGUAGCAAAGAUAUUCAGAGAGAAUACGGAUAGAAUAAAUAGUGUAGAUUUCGCUACUAAUGGCGAAACAAUAAUAACAAGCAGUGACGAUGAUUCUAUUGUCAUAUAUGAUUGCUUAAACGGAACACCUAAAAGGACCUUGAACAGCAAAAAAUAUGGAGUGGACUUGAUACGCUAUACCCAUGCAGUCAAUACAGCCUUGCACUGUUCAACCAAAAUCGAUGAUACCAUACGGUAUUUAUCGUUACAUGACAACAAAUACAUCAGGUAUUUCCCAGGGCACACAAAAAAAGUCGUGACAUUAAACAUGUCCCCCAUAGACGACACUUUUUUGUCUGGGUCCAUGGACAAGACAAUCCGUCUGUGGGAUCUGCGAUCGCAAAAUUGUCAGGGACUGAUGCAUUUAUCUGGGCGACCUGUGGCAGCAUUUGACCCAGAAGGAUUAAUUUUCGCAGCCGGAAUUAAUUCUGAAAGUGUGAAGUUGUAUGAUCUUCGCUCAUUUGACAAGGGCCCAUUCACAACCUUCAGGCUGCCACAAGACAAGGACUGUGAUUGGACACAGCUCAAAUUUAGCCCUGAUGGGAAGCUUAUUCUCAUCUCAACGAACGGAUCUGUACUCCGCUUAAUUGAUGCAUUUCAGGGGGCACCUCUUCAAAUAUAUGCAGGGAUCACCAACCAAAAGGGGGUGCCUUUAGAGGCCUCCUUCAGUCCAGACUCGCGCUACGUCUUCUGUGGUUCAACGGAUGGCAAGAUACAUUGUUGGAGCACAGAGACAGGCAAGAAGAUAGCCGAGCUACUGGGGGAUCAUCCGGGACCCAUCCAACAUGUUCAGUUCAACCCCAAAUACAUGAUGUUUGCCACAGCUUGUACAAAUAUGGCAUUCUGGUUACCAGUAACUGAUGACUGAGCGGUUCACCUGGAGUGUGGACAUACAUCCAAGUGUGUGUGAUAAAUGUUGUCAUGAGAUUUACUGUAGUGUAAAAGGCAGCUGUACUUCGGCCAUAAUCAUCCCCAGUUGCCCGACCAAUCAGAACACUAGGAUUGAUCCUACGCCGCGCUGGGGAACAAUCGGCUCGGGCAAACAAUCGGCUGUAGAACGGGAGACGCGGAUGUCCGCUACACAAAGACUGCACGCCAAGCUCAGGAUAUGCAUCAUUCACCCACACAGUACAUCUUACAUCCAUCAGAGUUCUCACCCUUUUGUUACCAUGGCCGAUGGCAGGACAGAAUCUCAACACACCCACAGUCAUAACCGUGAUCACCAUGUUUUAGUUACUGGAUGAAAAGGGACUGAUUCUUUUUCAAUCGCUGCUGUUACGAACCUGCCUUUUCAUUCCUCGUCUUGUUUAUUAGGUUACUUUAAGUGGAAUUCUUUCAAGCUGACAGGUGUAUUUUUGUUAUUUUAAUUCUUUGUGAGGGAUUUGAUCAACCCUACAGCAGGUGUGGAAUAGUCUGCAUCUUAAUCAGUCUAGUCUAGUCUAGUCUAGUGAAAAUAUCUUUGGGCUAGUAAGCUUUGCUAUAAAUGUCUGAUAUGAAUACAAUCUGUUGAAAUGAUGCCAGCAGACUUGUAAUUGUACAUGAAAUGGUUUUUGAUGCAGGCUGGGUAUUCGUUUAUUCAUAGGCUGUGCAGUGGUCGAAAAUAAGCAUAAAGAUCAAGGGGCCUCUGUCAAAGCCUAAUGUUAAAAGUUAAAUAUUCCAGGGGUCUCUGGAUUGAAAUACUUAGUUUCAAACACUGCUGUGAUGACCAUUGGUCCGAAAUGACCAACAGUGGUGGUCAGCUCUUUAUGAUCGAGAUGCUGUGGCCGGAGUUCGGGUUUUGAUCUGCCAUGGUUUCUGUGUACCCAAAGUUAACUGAACAUACUGAAAGAUGUUUCAAAUAGGUCUCUCUAGUCACAUGGGGAGCAAAUGACAUUUGUUUGUGAACAUGGAACUGCAUCAUUAUUUCCUGGGUUUGUAAACAAUGUGUUCCUCCAUCACCCACGAAUAUGUUGAACUGAUGUGCGGUGUAGUAGUGACCUGUGUCUACUUUCAGUAAGAGCUGAAAUGAGGCUAUUUAUAAUGCCCUGUUCUGUACAUGAAUUUUGUGUGAACCUUAACACUGUCUGACUUGCAGAGCAGGCAGACCCAAGGCUGUGAAACAUGUUGCACACAUCAAGGGAGAUUUAUUGCCAUUUGUGUGAUGUAAGCUAAGCCUGGCAUCCCCCUUCCUUGAAACAGUCAUCACGGCAUCCCUCUUGCUUGAACCUGGCAUCCCCCUUCCUUGAACCAGGCAUCACGGCAUCCCCCUUCCUUGAACCAGGCAUCACGGCAUCCCCCUUCCUUGAACCAGGCAUCACGACAUCCCUCUUGCUUGAUUCGUUGGUUUGAAAUAGCAGCCGUAUGUGUUCAUAUUUAUGGAGAAACAUAGUGUAUAUCAAACCCUUGAAGUGUUGAUGAUGAUGGAAAUAUGCUUCGCAGAAUAGGUGUCUAUUAACUCUAUACAUUGUAAUAUAUCCAUUUAAAGGGCUGAUCAUCCUUUCCAGGUAACAUUUGUCCUGUAAUAUUGAGAGAUGAGACCGUUGCAACAACUUGAAUUGUUUUCUUCAGCGUUAUGGCAUUUUACAUUUGCUAAUGCAAUUCAUUCUUAAACAUCUCUGAUUGAUACCAUAUGUUAUCCAUCACGUUCAUACUUAAGAUCAAAAUUUGACUUUGACCACGUUCCUUCAUCCGUUGUCACGGUUACAUUUCACAUUGAACAGGCAUGUUAGACUAUAAAUGAUUUAGUCAUUCCCGGGAAAAGUUUUGUUUUUUUUGUAUUCUUUCUAAUCUGGUGAAAAUGUGUAAUUAGGUUAGAUGUAACCAUGGUGACCCUUUCUAGUUUAUGUUUGCAUAUUUAGUUGAGUCGUGAUUGAAGGGGUGGGACCACAUUGGAAGUAAUUAAACAUAAGCAUUCAUUGAUCAUUCUGUGCAAUACAGUAAAUCAAGAAUAUUCUUCCUAUCUCACUUUGGUGAGUGCUGGCUGUGAUAUAACUGCAAAUCGUGCUGGGCAGCAGUUAACCAUGCUCACUACUAAGGUAGUGCCUCCCACUCACUUUAUCAUAAGGAACAGAUAUUGUUUUGCUCGGAAUAUUAAAAGAUAACAAAAUAAUGGUAUGAUACAUAAUGGUGAAUGCUUAUGUCUGAAUGCUGAUUUCCAAUUAAAAUUACCAAACUUUUCUCAUGGUUGCUUUUAUCAGUCAUUUUCUGAGCAGUAAUAGUGUUUGAUUUUGUCCAUUUAAAAAUCUGGUCUUGUGUUUGUCAUGGUUGUCCAGUUAUGGUUAUCCAAAAAGAGUUGUCUUUCUUUGCUGCGGCCAUGUUGUAACGCCUAAGAAAGUCCUGGUAACCAUGUCGAUUUGAAAGUAUGCUUCUUAUGAGGAACAUUUUUCCCUGACGUAGAGGCGAAGGUUACACUACAUUUUCUGGUGUGUGCAUCGAGGGAUGUAUUAUAGAUUGGGAUAGAUUGGCUCAAAGGAGUAAUCUGGGUUCUGGGGCUUUGCUAGGGCUGCAGCCAUACGCUUAGAUGUGAUGCGACAUAUGGAACCUCCAAUCUGGUAAUUCAGCUUUUCAGUCUGGUUGAAAUGAUUUCAGAUUUGUCCUGAUUUGUACUUGAUAUACUGAAUUCUAAUGGACAUCUUAUUUGCACUUCAGUAUUUUUGUUCAUUUAUGAUGUACAGUGAAGCCUUGUUAGUCGGUGCCCUCACUGGUUAACUCCUGUUUUUGGAUCUCAAUCUUCUUCUGGAUCACAGGAUACAGGAAGGAGGUGUGGCAGCCAGUUUUCAAGUGCCCUGACCUUGUCAUGACCUUGUCAUGAUCUUGUCAUGAUCAGAUGUGCAGGUGGCCCAGUUGUCUAAGGCACCAAAAUUGACUGUGCAGGGUUUGAAACCUGGUUUGCCCUGGUAAUGUUUCUAGGUUUGUCAGCACCAUAACUGUGUUUCACCAAAGUAGUAAAUGUCAUAAAUAUGUAAAACCUGCAGCACUUCGUUCUUUCCUCCCACAUCAAGCUGACAUGCCGUGAUAUGACUGGAAUAUUGUUCGAAGUGGCGUUAACCCCAACUCACUCUUGUUUUUUAUAGUCAGAACUUUUGUUGAUCCAGAUGAAAGCCUUGGAACAGUGCUGUCCAGAUUAACACGGUUUCACUGUAUUGGAAAAUGUCCAAGUGACCUGGGAAGUAAAUUCAUGGCUUCGAAACAUGGAGCAAAAUAUUUUUUGUUCAAAUAUCUUUACUUUUCAAUAUGUUCAGUGUCAACAUGUAGCUCCUGAAGCUGAGAUGUAAAUAAUUAGUUAAAACCACAUACACACACACAGUCACACACCACACACUCUGGGGAAUACAUUUUUAUUGGGCAAACAGAUACCCAUGCAAGAAAUCUGAUUGGUUCUUAUAGUUCCUCCAGACAGGCAGUGAGUGGUAUUCUAGUAUAGUGUAAUUUGACUUUUUUUUCUUUCAUUGAAGAUUAUAUUUUGUGUUCUACCUUAUUAUUGCAAUGUAAAUUCUGUAACAUGUUUGAUGAAAUUUUUAUCACAGUACUGUUGAUAUUUACAAAUAUUUUAACAUGGUGACAUUCUUUGCUCCGGAUUUCUGAAAUUUUAGAAUAGGAAAGUUUGAGGAUGGGUCCUUCAGCUUGGCUACGAUGGCAGGUUGGAAGGAUCUAGAAAAUGAUCUGUUCCAAUACACAUGUUUGAAAGUCCAUGAAUAUUGUCAUUGGUGGUAUGGGUUUGAGGAAGCUUGUGGUCUUAUUUGAAGCAUUCGAGGAAAGCCAGAAAUUAGUGUUAUAGAUUGUGUACAUGGUGUAUUGUUCAAAAUAAUUUAGAAUUGUUUCGAGUUUAUUUUUUUUUAUUUACUUGUCAUUUACAUGCUUUCAUUAUUCCAAAUGAGGCGUGUGAGGGACUACAUGAAUGUCUAAUGCCCACCUAUCAAUUGAGAAAGACGUUCCACCAUGCGUGUUUGGGGCAAUGGGGCUGUGAUUGCUUGGUGGACUAACUAUCUGUACUACACAGUAUUUCUGUAAACAGUCAAUCUAGAAUUCACAUUGAGACUGGACACUGGCACCUGACCCCUGACCCCCCAGUUGCCAUGGAAACAAGACUUUGAAUAGAUGCUGGCACCUAACGUUGAGUAUCCAGAUAUCAACUAGACAUUAACAAGAAUUCAUUUCAAGUCAUGAUUCUGAACAAAACUUAGUUCUAAUUGUUGGAUAGCAAUAUUGCAUCAAUUCCCACAUGCUCCAGGUUAUUUAUUCAGGGGGAGUAGACUAAGAUGGCAGAUGAACCUUGCUGCUGUAGACUUGAUUGGAGGAUGCUUACGGAUGAUUCUCUUAUUUGCAAUAUCCUGAGAUUGUACCGGUACUUAAUGAAUUCAUGUCAAUAUUAGUGGCUCACUUGUACUAAUCCUUAUGCAUUAGCAUAGACCAUUUCUCAAUAUCACGCUUGAUUAUCAUAUCACAGAUUGCUGAGGGAAAAAUCUACUUAAAGUAAUAUCAACGAUAUAAUCAGCAGCAGCAGCAACAUCAACAUAAACAUCAACAUCAACACUAUUCUUUGUAUGCUGAUUCUUUUUGACAUAUUCUACAUAGGCUAGGCAGGUCAGGUCAGGUCAGGUCAGGUCAGGUCAGGUCAGAGUUGGUUGCAGUAGGGGUCUUGUACUGGUGACUGGGGGUACUUGUGGCCCAGCAGCUCAUUGAAUCAGAUCUGUUACUCUGAUACGAUACACCUCUGCUGUGGACACCCCUGUCCCAAUUAUGUUUCUAGGUUUGUCAGCACCAUACCCAUGCUCGUGGGUUUCUCCGAAGUGGUAAACGUCUGAGACCUACAUCACCUCGGGCUUUCCUCGCACCUUAAGCUGACAUGCCGUGAUACAACUGCAAUACUGUUAAGAGCGGCAUUAAACCCAACUCACUCACUCAAAGGGAGGUGUCCUCAUGUAUUAACACAGAGAUAUUGUAUUGGAGUAGAAUAUCUGACUUGAGAUUGUUUAUCGGCAGAGUUGGUUCAGAUUCGACCUGACACUGUUCUUAGUUUGUCACCAUACCCGUGUUCAUUGGUAUCACCGAUGUGGUAGACAUCUAAGACCUGUUGUCACAUCGGGCAUUGCGUUUAUGUCCUGCAAAUGUUAAACCAAAUUCACUUUCUCUCACCUGGUUAUUUUAAUGAAAUACUGUUCAAGGCAGUGAUAAAUGCAACUUGUCAGCUUAAACGGAACAGGCAGUUUGGUAGCUCGGAUGUUCAGGUGUUUGCUUGUCAGGCCAAGGACCAAGUUUGAUUCCCCACAUGGGUACAGUGUGCAAACCCCUUUGUUGGUGUUCCAGGCAAUAUUUAUUGUUUUCGGCUAUUAUCCUCAGCAACUUUGGGAUAUUUAUUUUAUUGGUUGAAGAUCUAUUUUCUUGUCAAUUUACUUUGUGAAUCAUCUGGAAUUUGUGCAUUUUAAAAGAAAAAUACCUAAAUUUUAAUUUUACAUAUUUUUUCUACACUAUUGUUCUUGCUUCAAUCAUUUGUUAACAGUUUUGCUGUUGAUUUGUGUGAAUCAAGCUGCUGGGAACUAUUGUAACCUUUCCAGGACCACUCACAUAAGAUGAAUGUUUGUUAAUAUUCACAUUAGUUCAUAUAAAUUUGCUAGUUUGCCUUCAAGGAAUGUAAAAUACAACAAAGGCAUUUUAUGAAACGUUUUCCUAUUUUCAAAUGCCAGAUUAUAACAUAAUUGUAAGUAGUUGUAUGAGAUUAACAGGUAGAUAUGUGUCUCUUAUGUGUAGCUACCCUGUUGCAAACAGUAUAAAAUGACACUUUCUCAGUAUUUAUGUAAUGAUACGCAAUUGUUAAAACACCAUCUAAAAUCCGUUCAUAUUCUGUGAAUUUCCUAACCUUAAUUCAUAUGGUAUUAUUGAAAAACUCCAUUUUCCUAUUUGCCAGCCAUUGCUGUUGAUUCAUUGUUCACUUCACAGCUCAUUCAAUUGUUCUGUUAGUUUACAUAAUAUCAUCAAGUACAUGUGAUGCACUUCACUCAGUUUUGUAAAUAUUUGACUAACGUAGUUGUAAUGUGCACAGUGAGGCUGCAGGGGAUGCACGUCCGGGAUGCACCUCUGGGUUGCACGUCCGGGAUGCACGUCGGGGAUGCCACAAGUCACGAUACACGUCCACAAUCUGUCACUGCACACAGGGGUGAGGUUACAUGUACCCUUGAACCAGGCUUGAGAUGCAAUGUGGGAUACACCUAGCCCAGUUAGCUUAGUUAGUCAUAUUAAGCCCAGUUGUCCAUUUAUCCCGUUAAGACCUUGUUUUGAUGUCCAUAAGCUACCUUAUGCGUAACUGGGCAAGAUCUAUGAAGCUCAGGAGGCAAAGUCCAAUAGCCUUGUUAUAUCCAACUAGACAAUCCCACUUUACCCUGUGGGACCAGUACAUCCCACCAGCUUCACAAAGUCAAAGUCCUUUGGCCCACUAGAAAGACUAUUAGCUCUGAAGAGCUCACUGGGCCUAGUCCUUCAGCUAAAUGAUGCCCACUGGAUUAUCCGUUUGUGAAGCCCAGCUGACCUAGUCCUUUAGCUUUGUAAGGCUAAGCAGACCAAGACCCGUAAUAUUUUAACUCACUUUACAUAGUGAUUGUUUAUUGUGAAGCCCCCAUUUCACCUGACAUCACAAAAUUAUCAAGAUAUGCAGUAUAUGCAGAAUUGUAAGGAUGAAUGAGUUCGUCCCAAUCAGUUCGAAGUAAGUAGCCCAAUCUGAGGUUAGCAUCACUGGUUCCUAGGAUAUGAGGUUAGCGUCACCCCUGGCAAGUCUGUUUCUUCUUCCUCAUCAACUUCUGUUUUCUUCAUCAGCCCUUCAUUGACUGCUUAUAACUCUCAGCUUACAACUUUCUGCACUUUCUUCCUUUAAUCUCUUUGACUUGUGGCCAGGAAGAGUUGGAUGGUAGAAUGUGUAUCUUGACUUGUCACCUGUCGGCUUGUAUGGUACUGAGUUUGUAUCAAGGAUGUUUGGUCCUAGAGUUUGUGACUGGGAAUAGUCCAAGUGAAAUCAUGUUGAACUUAGGAACAGCUAGACUUGUUUAGAUGUUUUCACCCAGAGUGUCCUCAGUCUGGUAAUAUUUGUACUACUGAUUCCCAACUGAAACUGUAGUGAUUGUUCAUAUUGACAAUCUGAGUUUUUACACUUUUUCAGUUUUGUGUAUAAAUGUGUAUGUUGUGCAUUAAUAUGUGCUAUUUGUAUGUGCAAAAGUACACUAAAUCCAGUUCAGUUAUCUGA
Messenger RNA from Haliotis rufescens (red abalone), 8323 nucleotides. Its product is annotated as WD repeat-containing protein 82-like. The record is from RefSeq and is a predicted model, not a curated record. NCBI's taxonomy places the organism in Eukaryota, Metazoa, Mollusca, Gastropoda, Lepetellida, Haliotidae. The coding region runs from base 41 to 982 and encodes 313 amino acids. Gene Ontology annotation, molecular function: protein binding; chromatin binding. Gene Ontology annotation, cellular component: Set1C/COMPASS complex. The transcript is spliced from 9 exons.